This is a messenger RNA of Physeter macrocephalus (sperm whale), 2088 nucleotides long. RefSeq names its product solute carrier family 3 member 1 (gene SLC3A1). Gene Ontology annotation, biological process: amino acid transport; carbohydrate metabolic process. NCBI's taxonomy places the organism in Eukaryota, Metazoa, Chordata, Mammalia, Artiodactyla, Physeteridae. The transcript is spliced from 10 exons. Bases 1 to 2058 code for a protein of 685 amino acids. The record is from RefSeq and is a predicted model, not a curated record.
AUGGCUGAGGAUAAAGGCAAGAGAGAUUCCAUUGGAAUGAGUAUGAAGGGAGGCCGGACAAACAACGGGUUUGUACAAAAUGAAGACAUCCUAGAGACGGACCCGGACCCGGGCAGCCCAGAGGACAGCCCACAGCACAACGCCGUGGACAUCUUUGGCCCUGCAGAGCCUGACUUGAAGGAUGUCCGGCCCUACGCGGGGAUGCCCAAGGAGGUGCUGUUCCGGUUCUCGGGCCAGGCCCGCUACCGGGUGCCCCGGGAGGCCCUCUUCUGGCUCACCGUGGCUUCUGUGCUCGUGCUUAUUGUGGCCACCAUAGGCAUCGUUGCCAUCUCUCCGAAGUGCCUGGACUGGUGGCAGGCGGGGCCCAUGUACCGGAUCUACCCGAGGUCUUUCAAAGACAGCGACAAGGAUGGGAACGGAGAUCUAAAAGGUAUUCAAGAUAAGCUAGAUUACAUCACAACUUUAAAUAUAAAAACUGUUUGGAUUACCUCAUUUUAUAAAUCAUCCCUUAAAGAUUUCCGACACGGUGUUGAAGAUUUCCGAGAAAUCGAUCCCAUUUUCGGAACAAUGAAAAAUUUUGAGAAUCUGGUUGCAGCCAUACAUGAUAAAGGUUUAAAAUUAAUCAUCGAUUUCAUACCAAACCACACCAGUGAUAAACAUGCUUGGUUUCAGUGGAGUCGGAACCGGACAGGGAAAUAUACUGAUUAUUAUAUCUGGCAUGACUGUACCCGUGAAAAUGGCAAAACCAUACCGCCCAACAACUGGUUAAGUGUAUAUGGAAACUCCAGUUGGCACUUUGAUGAAGUACGAAACCAAUGCUAUUUUCAUCAGUUUAUGAAAGAGCAACCUGAUUUAAAUUUCCGUAAUCCUGAUGUUCAAGAGGAAAUAAAAGAAAUUAUACAGUUUUGGCUCUCAAAGGGUGUCGAUGGCUUUAGCUUCGAUGCUGUUCAAUUUCUUCUAGAAGCAAAGCAUCUGAGAGACGAGGCCCAAGUGAAUAAGACCCAAAUGCCGGACACAGUCACUCACUACUCGGAGCUGUACCAUGACUUCACCACCACACAGGUGGGAAUGCACGACAUUGUCCGCAGCUUCCGGCAGACAAUGGACCGAUACAGCAGGGAGCCUGGGAGAUACAGGUUCAUGGGGACUGAAGCCCAUGGAGAGAACAUUGCCAAGACCAUGAUGUACUACGGCCUGCCUUUUAUCCAAGAAGCAGAUUUUCCCUUCAACAGUUACCUCGGUAAACUAGACGUGCCUUCUGGGAACAGUGUGUUUGAGGUUAUCACAUCCUGGAUGGAAAACAUGCCAGAAGGAAAAUGGCCUAAUUGGAUGACUGGUGGACCAGACAAUGACCGGCUGACUUCUCGUCUGGGGAAACAAUAUGUCAACAUCAUGAACAUGCUUGUGUUCACACUGCCUGGAACUCCCAUAACUUACUACGGGGAAGAAAUAGGAAUGAGAAAUAUUUUAGCCACAAAUCUCAAUGAAACCUAUGACGUUGAUACUCUUCUCUCAAAGUCACCAAUGCAGUGGGACAAUAGCUCAAAUGCUGGUUUUUCUGAAGGGAAUCACACCUGGUUACCCACCAGUUCAGAUUACCACACUGUGAAUGUUGAUGUCCAAAAGACGCAGCCCAGAUCAGCACUAAAGUUAUAUCAAGAAUUAAGUCUGCUUCACGCCAAUGAGCUGCUCCUCAGCAGGGGAUGGUUUUGCUACUUGAGGAAUGACAACCACUCUGUUGUGUACACAAGAGAGCUGGACGGCAUAGACAGAGUCUUCGUCAUGGUUCUGAAUUUUGGAGAAUUAUCACUGCUUAAUCUAAAGGAAAUGAUUUCAAAUAUUCCCACAAGAGUAAGGAUAAGGUUAAGUACCAAUUCUGCCUACAAAGGCCGUGAAAUUGAUACGCAUGCCAUUACACUGGACAAAGGAGAAGGACUCAUCCUUGAAUACAACACGAGGAAUCUCCUUCAUCACCAAACAGCUUUCCAAGACAGAUGUUUUGUUUCCAACCGGGCAUGCUACUCCAGUGUAUUGAACAUACUGUACAGCUUGUGUUAGGCACCUCUGUGAAAGAGAUGGAGACGCUGG